AUGCAAACAAUUGUGAUCAUGAAGUAUGUGUGCGGUAAACAGCUCCUCUCCUCCUCCUUUGCCGGCCACCCCCCCUCAUCUCACCGCCCGUCAUGUCCCUUCCCUAACCAGAUCCUCUUCUCGCCUCUGCCAUCUCCUUUUCCGACACCGCCUCCUCCACUGCCAGCUCCUCUCCGCCCUCUCUCCACCGCUGCUACCUCCUUUCUGCCACCGCGCCGCCUCCGCCUUCUCCUCACCACCUGCCCACCUCCUCCUCAGCCACCUCCCACUGGUCCGGUGCUCAGGAUAGCUCUAACGGAGAGAUGGAGUAGGGUGGAUCGGCUCCCUCUGGCAAUAAGUCGCCAGCUUCCUGGGUGGCAUUUCACUGGCGAAUGA
Messenger RNA from Rhododendron vialii, 375 nucleotides. RefSeq lists its product as uncharacterized. NCBI's taxonomy places the organism in Eukaryota, Viridiplantae, Streptophyta, Magnoliopsida, Ericales, Ericaceae. The transcript has 2 exons. The record is from RefSeq and is a predicted model, not a curated record. Bases 1 to 375 code for a protein of 124 amino acids.